Messenger RNA from Paramisgurnus dabryanus, 1365 nucleotides. RefSeq lists its product as uncharacterized. NCBI's taxonomy places the organism in Eukaryota, Metazoa, Chordata, Actinopteri, Cypriniformes, Cobitidae. The record is from RefSeq and is a predicted model, not a curated record.
AGCACAUCAGACAAAAUCCAUGGCAAUAUGGAUUAUACCUUCCAAGAUGGAGCUGAGAUACAACCUGUCAGUUUCCUAAAUGAGCUUCGUAAACUGAUGGGACUGAGUACUACAACAACUCCAUUGACAACAAGUAGCUUCUCUGUGACAUCAUUCCAGCCAAUACCUGGUUCAACAGAGGUGACAAGCAAACUGGUGUUCAACUCCUCAUCUCCAGUCCCCGGUGAAGCUUUGGUGCUCAGUGCUAUCAACAUUCUCCUGGAAUCCAGAGUUUCACAACUGAAAGAAACAGUCAAGCUGGUCAAUGUCAGCUAUGAAAAAAUCUCAGACACCUCCUAUGCAGUCUUCUUCACAUUUGCCUUGAGUAACAUCAGCAUGCCAGAAGACCCAGAGUUUAGAAACAACACUUACCAGCAAGUACAGGACAUGAUCAAUCAGGCGCUGAACACUCUCCUGAAUGAUCCAAGCAGUAAGAAGUUAGAACCCAGCUCAUCCAACUUCACGAGCACAUCAGACCAAAUCCAUGGCAAUAUGGAUUAUACCUUUCAAGAUGGAGCUGAGAUACAACCUGUCAGUUUCCUAAAUGAGCUUCGUAAACUGAUGGGACUGAGUACUACAACAACCCCAUUGACAACAAGUAGCUUCUCUGUGACGUCAUUCCAGCCAAUAUCUGGUUCAGCAGAGGUGACAAGCAAACUGGUGUUCAACUCCUCAUCUCCAGUCCCCAGUGAAGCUUUGGUGCUCAGUGCUAUCAACAUUCUCCUGGAUUCCAGAGUUUCACAACUGAAAGAAACAGUCAAGCUGAUGAAUGUCAGCUAUGAAAAAAUCUCAGACACCUCCUAUGCAGUCUUCUUUACAUUUACCUUGAGUAACAUAAGCAUGCCAGAAGACCCAGAGCUUAAAAACAACACUUUCAAGCAAGUGCAGGACAUGAUCAACAAUGUGCUGAACACUCUUCUGAAUGAUCCAAGCAGUAAGAAGUUUGAACCCAGCUCAUCCAACUUCACGAGCACAUCAGACAAAAUCCAUGGCAAUAUGGAUUAUACCUUCCAAGAUGGAGCUGAGAUACAACCUGUCAGUUUCCUAAAUGAGCUUCGUAAACUGAUGGGACUGAGUACUACAACAACCCCAUUGACAACAAGUAGCUUCUCUGUGACGUCAUUCCAGCCAAUAUCUGGUUCAGCAGAGGUUACAAGCAAAGUGGUGUUCAACUCCUCAUCUCCAGUCCCCAGUGAAGCUUUGGUGCUCAGUGCUAUCAACAUUCUCCUGGCAUCCAGAGUUUCACAACUGAAAGAAACAGUCAAACUGAUGAAUGUCAGCUAUGAAAGUAAGUGUUGUCAUUUUCAGGUAAAACACUAUCUGUAA